AUGUCGGACUCUGGCGUGGACAUCGCCAUCGGCGAGGCGACGAGCGGCGACGAUUCGGGAUUGUCGGUGUCGAUCGACCUCGAGAGCAACGGGAGCCCCUCCAGGGGUGCGGCGCCCCAGGUGGCCGUGUGUGGGGAAGAACGAGGAGUACGACCCACUGGCGGCUGCGAGCCGAUUUCGGGGGCGAUUAUGGACGCGCAUGGCGCUUUGCGAUCGAGAAUGGAGGGCGAUCAGCUUGAGGAAGCUUUGGGAGCAUGGGAUGGGCUUUUGAUGGGGCACACUGAAUUGGGGUGGAGCUCUUGCUGUGCGUGCAGUGGGGCGUUUGCAUUCCCUUUCCCUGCCUUUGGAGUGUUCUGA
Molecule: messenger RNA, 357 nt
Organism: Ostreobium quekettii
Lineage: Eukaryota; Viridiplantae; Chlorophyta; Ulvophyceae; Bryopsidales; Ostreobiaceae
Source: the annotation of a GenBank genome assembly